Messenger RNA from Pyrus x bretschneideri (Chinese white pear), 4778 nucleotides. RefSeq names its product protein STICHEL. The transcript has 6 exons. Gene Ontology annotation, cellular component: DNA polymerase III complex; nucleus; DNA replication factor C complex. Gene Ontology annotation, biological process: DNA-templated DNA replication; DNA repair. NCBI's taxonomy places the organism in Eukaryota, Viridiplantae, Streptophyta, Magnoliopsida, Rosales, Rosaceae. Bases 472 to 4311 code for a protein of 1279 amino acids. The record is from RefSeq and is a predicted model, not a curated record. Gene Ontology annotation, molecular function: ATP hydrolysis activity; DNA clamp loader activity; DNA-directed DNA polymerase activity.
AGAGCUAUUUAUUGUAUUAUUUACAAAAUUGCAUUCCUUGAAGAUUGAGUGUUGAAUGAAAUAAAUCUGUCAGAUCUGAACCAGUCAUUCAUUCUUCCUUCUUCUCUUAAACAGAUCUGCACCUCCAGUUCCUCCACCCUUGUGCAAAUCCCCAUUUUCUUCACCUCUCUACCACCGCCGCCCCAACGUUCUGCAAUUCCCCAACACCCCAAUCACCUUUCCACUACCACCCUUCUGGACUUUCGGAGGGUCUUUAUAGCCGUUUUUCCCGGCCUCCGGAGGGUAAAUGAAGCUUCUUUGUGCUCUGUAAGAUUGGGAUGUGGGUUUCUUCUUCUUGCUUCUGAGUGAUCAUGUCAAAUGCUUUUCUUUUCAUUUUCAACUUAAAAUCAAAGCCUUUUACUUCAAAUUGAAUUCGAUUCAUUCAUAUAUAUAUAUAUAUACAUACAUAUAUGUGUAUAUCUAUAUCUAUAUAUGAAAAUGUCGUCAUCAGCAACAGCAGCAGCAGUGGGGGUCUCUGAUCCAAGCCAACUUCACUUGAAGAGGGAGCUCACUCAGAUUCGAAAAGCCGCCCGCGUUCUUCGUGAUCCUGGCACCACUUCCUCCUGGCGCUCUCCGCUCGCCUCCUCCUCCUCUAGAUCUGCGGCCGUGGCGGCAGCUGCCCAAGCAGCUAUCACUACUGCUAAAACAACUACUACUUCCACUUGGAACAACAACAACAACAUUGGGAAUAAUAGAAAUGGCAGCGACAGGAGGGUCUUCUUGCACAACUGGAAGAACUCCAAAUCCUCCUCCAGAAACGAUGACUACAACGACGAUGAAGAUGACGAUGAAGAUUACAAUGAUGAUGAUGGCAUUUACGUUAUUGAAGAUGGCAUUGAUGCUUCUUCUUCAGUUGCGGACUUGAGUGUUGAUGAUAGCUUGAGUGAUGCGCGUACUGGAAGAGGAGGAGGAGGAGAUGGAGGAGAUUCGAGGAGUGACACUCAGACUCACAGCCGCUCCUCAUCCACCAUGCUCCGGCGUAGAUAUGCACACCUUUUGCCUCCUCGCAAAAACACUAACAAAACAAGUAAGAACACCGAUGCCCACUCCGACCUUUUAUCCAAAUAUCAGAAGAAAGAGUUAUUUCUUGGUAGGAACAGAAAACUAGUAGUGGACGGUCACCCAAGAUCAUCCGCCCGCCGUGACUUGGUCGACCAAUCUGAAGACACCGAAGACUACUGCAACUCGGAGGAUCUUAGGCCAAUUUCAGGGGCUUCCCCAUUAUUGCUAUCCAAACUUAAGCACAAGAAUUGGCCUCACUCCUCCUCUAAGUUUAGGAGAGAUAAUAGUAUUCCAAGAGAGGACUCUUCCUAUUCUUAUAGCACCCCUGCAUUGUCAACUAGUUCUUAUAACAGGUACGCUGGUGUUCGCAAUCCUAGCACUGUUGGAUCUUGGGAUGGCACUACAACUUCCAUGAAUGAUGGGGAUGAUGAGGUUGAUGACCACUUGGAAUUUCCCGGCCGCCAGGGAUGUGGGAUUCCUUGUUAUUGGUCGAAAAGGACACCCAAACACAAAGGCAUGUAUGGAAGCUGCUGCUCCCCAUCGCUUUCUGAUACUUUGAGGAGGAAAGGAAGUAUCAUAUUUUGUGGAAGUCAAAAUAUUUACCCUAGACAACGUCGAUCAUCAUCAGGUUCCAAUAAGCAGAGAAUUGCAUCUAGAAGUGCUCAGGGCGUCCUUCCAUUGCUUACCAAUAGUGGUGAUGGUAGGGGAGGUUCAUCCAUAGGAACUGGGAGAAGUGAUGACGAGCUUUCCACAAACUUUGGGGAACUUGAUUUGGAGGCUCUGAGUCGAUUAGAUGGAAGGAGGUGGUCGUCAAGCUGCCGAAGUCAAGAAGGGUUGGAGAUUGUAGCUGUGAAUGGAGAUGGAGAAGAGGAAGGCUCACCAGAAAAUAUUAGGAGUUUUAGCCAGAAGUACAAGCCAAUGUUCUUUGGUGAGUUGAUUGGGCAAAAUAUUGUGGUGCAAUCACUCAUAAAUGCUAUUGCAAGGGGUCGGAUUGCCCCUGUUUAUCUUUUCCAGGGGCCCCGCGGAACUGGAAAAACAUCAGCAGCCAGGAUUUUCACUGCUUCUUUGAAUUGCCUAUCUCCUGAUGAAAAUAAGCCAUGUGGCUUUUGCAGGGAGUGCUCUGAUUUUAUGUCCGGUAAGAACAAGGAUCUAAUGGAAGUUGAUGGCACCAAUAAGAAAGGAAUUGACAAGGUUAGGUACCUAUUGAAAACUCUAUCAGCAGCACCCCCAUCAGCAUCCUCGAGGUACAAGGUUUUUGUGAUUGAUGAGUGUCACUUGUUACCUUCUAAGACGUGGCUGGCAUUUCUCAAAUAUCUAGAAGAACCGCCACAGAGAGUUGUCUUCAUAUUUAUAACAACUGAUUUGGACAAUGUUCCCCGUACGAUACAAUCUCGGUGUCAGAAAUACCUCUUUAACAAAAUUAAAGAGAGUGACAUUGUGGCCAGGUUAAGGAAAAUAUCUGUUGAAGAAAACCUGGAUGUUGAAUCAGAUGCACUAGAAUUAAUUGCUUUGAAUGCAGAUGGUUCACUUCGCGAUGCUGAAACUAUGCUGGAUCAGUUGAGUUUGCUGGGGAAAAGAAUUUCAACAUCCCUCGUGAAUGAACUUGUGGGAGUUGUUUCUGAUGAAAAGCUACUGGAACUUUUGGAAUUAGCAAUGUCAUCAGACACUGCAGAAACAGUGAAAAGGGCCAGAGAGUUGAUGGACUCCGGGGUAGAUCCCAUGGUUUUGAUGUCUCAGUUGGCCAGCCUAAUCAUGGACAUCAUUGCUGGAACCUACAAUAUCAAUGAUAUCAAACAUGAUUCAUUCUUUGGUGACCGCAAUUUGGCCGAAGCAGAACUGGAGAGACUAAAACAUGCUUUGAAGAUUCUUUCAGAGGCUGAAAAACAGCUUAGGGUUUCAAGUGAGCGCUCAACAUGGUUUACAGCGACUCUAUUACAGCUUGGUUCAGUGCCUUCUCCAGACCUUACUCGCUCAUGCAGCAGGAGGCACAGCAGUAAGACUACUGAGGAUGAUUCGUCCAGUGCUUCAAGAGAAGCUGCCACCUACAAACAGAAGUCGAAUGCCCAAUACAUGCUUCAUAAAUCAAUUUCCCAUGCUUCUGUUCAAAAAGCACUAAAUGGAAAUUCCAACCAUCAGGGAGAUUCAUUGUCGCGAAAUAACAAUGCCAAGCCCUUGCAUGGCCAUUUCACGGACAGUGGUGCCUCAACUCCCUUGCAUGAUGAUGUUACAACUGGAAAUGCAAUCCUCAGAUGUGCUAACUCGGAGAAGUUGGAGGAUGUCUGGGCACAGUGUAUUGAGAGAUGCCAUUCAAAGACAUUGAGGCAACUACUACACUCUCACGGAAAGCUAGUGUCUAUAUCUGAAGCUGAAGGUGUUCUGGUUGCUUAUGUCACAUUUGAAGAUGGAAGUAUCAAAUCUAGGGUAGAAAGGUUUGUGAGCAGUAUCACAAAUUCGAUGGAAGUGGUUCUCAGACGCAAUGUAGAGGUUAGAAUUGUUCACUUGCCAGGUGGAGAGGCUUCUCUAAAUGGUCCAAGUCCAGUUCACUUACAAGGAACCGUGGCGGCAAUUCUUAGGGAAAGGAAAAGAGUCGGAUCAAAUGCCACAGAUGGUUACUCAAAUUGCUCUUUGUUUCUUGAUGAGACCCACAAGUCCACUUCUGAUUCAUCAGACGUGAUCGCUGAAGGCAAUGGCCAAGCAAGUGUUACAAGAGAGAGCAGACAGGAGAUUCCAAUGCAAAGGAUAGAAUCCAUUAUUCGUGACCAAAGGUUAGAGACUGCAUGGCUACAGGUGGCAGAGAAAGGCACUCCUGGUUCUUUGAGUCAUUUGAAACCUGAGAAGAAUCAGGUCCUGCCGCAGGAUGGCACUUAUUACGAAGAUCAGAUGGAGUCAUUGAAUUCAAUGAGGUUGUCCUCUCAGCAUGGGGAAGAUGGAUUAAACCCUGAAGUCAAAAUUUUGAAGGUUAAUAGUGGAAGGGACGUCCUGAAGGACCCGUUAGGUAGAAGGGUUGACCGUUAUCCUAUGUCCCCAAGUUUACUACAUGAUAGUAACUUUGUGGGAAAUUCCAACAAAGAUAACCAGGGUGAUGAAUCGGGAUCUGGUAAAGGAGGAGGUUGUAGUGGUUUUUUCCAUUGUUAUAAGACCAAACCUCGUAAAAGAGGAAAGGUAAAGGGGGGGACGGCUGUUCAGGCACGCAAGGGCAGACGGUUUUUAUUGUUUGGGGAGUGUGGGAAGAAGUCUAGGAAAACAGAGAGCAAACAUAAUACAAGGUGAAAAUGAGAUUUGUAGUUGGACGUCGGGAGUGGUGGCUGCGCAGCUGCUCAUUUGGCUGGUUACAUAAUUUUUUCCUCGUGUAAUUUCUGUGCUCCAGUAGUGCUUGAGCGAGGCAUUCUUCUGAGAGGAUGUGAGAGAGAGAAGUAAAACAGAUGAUGUAAAGGUUUGCGGUUAUCCAUCUCCAUUCAAUUUUCAUGUGGUCUGAAUACAAAUAAAAAUGGUAAAACCUUGAAUUGGUAUCACUCAUGUUAACUGAUUUUCUAGCCUUGAUGAGCUCAGGUAGGUUUUCCGAGAUUCUUCAGGCUCAUUGCUUUUGCGUCUGAAUGUUGUGCUUGGGAUGGUGCAAGUAAACCUUCAGAUAUGAUGGUUUCAUCUUAAACAUGUAAAUCCCGACAGCCGUUCAUUCAAAAAUGUAUUGGAUACGUUAUUGGAAUUUCAUUUUAUUAACUUGGCCUUCAUUGUAACAA